Sardina pilchardus (European sardine) is the source of this 4077-nucleotide messenger RNA. RefSeq names its product inositol polyphosphate-5-phosphatase E (gene inpp5e). Gene Ontology annotation, molecular function: inositol-polyphosphate 5-phosphatase activity; phosphatidylinositol-4,5-bisphosphate 5-phosphatase activity. The record is from RefSeq and is a predicted model, not a curated record. Gene Ontology annotation, cellular component: Golgi apparatus; axoneme; nucleus. Gene Ontology annotation, biological process: phosphatidylinositol dephosphorylation. Lineage: Eukaryota; Metazoa; Chordata; Actinopteri; Clupeiformes; Clupeidae. The transcript is spliced from 11 exons. The coding region runs from base 121 to 2022 and encodes 633 amino acids.
GGUUGUGUGAUGUUACCAGGGAAGUUUGUUAUGAUGCCUCCAAGGAGACUGUAUGCUGAGGGUAGACACAUGGAGACCAGGAGUCUUUACAGCAUAUGACUGGCUUUCCGUGACUUUAGAAUGAAUGAAAAUGGGGGAAAUGAUUUGCCACUCAAGCGGCAGUCUGGCAGCAAGAAGCAGCACGUGGCCUCUUCUGGCUGUACUGACCAUAGACCAGAGAAGCCCCCAGAGAGGCCCGUGCAGAUAGACCAAAAACAUCUCACCAACUCCGUAGAAUUAGCCCAGCGUGAGCAAAAGGAAGAAAACGCGUCGAAUACUUUUGAUCCAAAGCCACCAGCUCAGGCCAGGCCGUCCUCUGUGACCGUUCCCUUCGAGCGUGUCCGAGGGAGGCGGUUGAAGACGAGUCAGGAGAGUUUGACCGACUCCGCUCCUCCGACAGCUACCUUCAAAGGCUCCCUUAAAGAGGGCCUGACCGAUCGCUCCUCUUCCGUUAAUGUCCCUGCCGCGCUGACCAACGGACCAAGCCAUGCAGGACAGCUGGAGCAUGUGGUCUCUCCGUUGUCUCCGUUCCGCGACCGCUGCCAUAGUUUGCCCGUGACGCAGAGGAAGCACCGGUCCGUGGCCGACCAGCACUUCAGACACUCGAGACUAAUUCUGUCCCCUCUGCAGCCCAGUAAAAUGCCUCCAAGCCUGGAGUGCAAUAUGGCGUCUAUGUCUUUAAGGACUGCUAAUCAGAUUGACAGGGAUUGCAUGGAUUACAAAGGACUGGAUAGGCUACACAGGAACUUAAGUGAUAGCCGGCUACUGGAGACCAUGGUGUCCGACAGCUCGUCCGUCAAUUCCAUGAAGUCUAACUUCAGUGUGCUGAACCCCAUCACACCCAAGGAUGUGAGGAACAGGAGCUUUCUGGAGGGCAGUGUUCUGGGGCAUGGCGCUCUCCUUGGAGCAGAGGAGCUGGACCGCUACUUUCCCGAGAGGCAUGUGGGAAUCUACAUUGCUACAUGGAACAUGCAGGGAGAGAAGGGACUUCCAAACAACCUGGAUGAUCUGUUGCUACCGACAGACACAGAAUUUGCACAAGAUUUCUACAUCAUUGGUAUUCAAGAAGGGUGUCCUGAUAGAAGAGAGUGGGAAAUUCGUCUUCAGGAAACCCUCGGACCUUAUUACGUUAUGCUCUACGCAGCUGCUCACGGUGUUCUCUAUCUCACUGUAUUCGUGCGAAGGGAUCUCAUCUGGUUCUGCUCAGAGGUGGAGCAUGCCACAGUUACAACUCGCAUCAUAUCUCAGAUUAAGACCAAAGGAGCUGUGGGUAUUGGCUUCACUUUCUUUGGAACCUCGUUUCUCUUCAUUACGUCCCACUUUACUUCGGGCGAUUCCAAAGUUUAUGAGCGGAUACUUGACUACAACAAGAUUAUUGAGGCCUUGGCUCUUCCAAAAGUCCUGCCAGACACUAAUCCAUAUCGCUCUGUUUCCUCGGAUGUAACAACACGGUUCGAUGAGGUGUUUUGGUUUGGGGAUUUUAACUUCCGACUAAAUAAAGACCGGUAUGGAGUGGAGGCCGUCCUGAAACAGAACGGGGGCCAAACCAUGGAGUCCCUUCUACAGCACGACCAGCUUCUCAAGGAGAUGAACGACGGGGCCAUCUUUAAAGGCUUCCAAGAGGGACCCAUCAAUUUUCUGCCCACGUACAAGUUUGACGUCGGUUGUGACAUUUAUGACAGCACCUCAAAACAACGGACACCCUCCUACACAGAUCGGAUACUAUUCCGGAGUAGGCAGAAUGAUGACAUUAAAGUAGUCAGGUAUACUGCCUGUGCAACUAUCAAGACCUCGGACCACCGACCAGUGAUCGGGAUGUUCCAGGUCAAAGUUCGUCCUGGCAGAGACAACAUCCCACUGGGGGCGGGGCAGUUUGACAGGAGCUUGUACCUGGAGGGCAUCCGCAGAAGGAUAUCCCGGGAACUGCAGAGGCAGGAGGCCAUGAAAAACCAACACAGCAGCACCGUCUGUAGCAUCUCCUGAAAAAGCUCCAGGUGCUCCUGUACGGACCUGAGACCAAGCAAUUUAUACACGAGGACACAGGACUCUUCUGCUGGUCAGUCUCGUGGAGUGUGACGUCGGAGCGCCUGGCGUCCAGGUUACCCCGAGAGAGGCUGGAGGAGAGGCAGAAGGACGGCUUCAGGGUCGAGCGCAGAUGCACUGCUGUGAAGAUGACAUGCUCUGCUGUUACUUCGAAGUUAACAAAGAGUUUUUGAUCAUUUUCGAACACAACUUACUUUGCGGCACUCAUUAAGAAGGAACAUUGUCUUACAUAUCUAUUUGCAUACCUAUGUGCACACACAGUCUUUUAUAUCUACUUGCCUGUUUUAUACAAUUGACUUUGAGGUCACACCGACACAUAAUAUUUUUCUUUUAAACAGCAGCUUUGUAUGGCCUUAUCAUAAUUUAAAGACAACUUUGAGUUUAAACAUAUGCUGUGGCAAGGUCUAUGCCAUGUACUGUACUCACUCACAGGAUAAUUAUGGUGAGUUCAACCCAUAUCUUUAAAAAAAAAAAAAAAAAAAAAAAAAAGCAUAUUUGUGUUUAAAAAAUAAAAUAAAAAUUACUUAUGAAUAAUCCAAUAAUUCAAACACAAAAAAUAGUGCUGUGCUUGAGUGUGGACUUAAUCAGAGCAAAUAGCAAAAGUGUUAAUGAUGGCUAAGUGCACUUUUCAAAGCCAAAAAGCUUUGACGGUUAUAAAUGCAAUGAAAUCUUCAAAUAGAAUGUCAGAUUUACUCUACUGUUCUACGUCUCUACGUACUACUCAGCCAUUACUUACAGGCAACUUCCAAGAAAAUGUCACAAGAUAUUUCAGACAUUUUCCAAGGGAACUCACAAUAAAACCCAGAGAGGCCUGAGGUACACAUAUAAAUAUAUAUAUAUAAAAUACAUAUGUUUACAUAAUUUAUCAUGCUUCCAGGAGUUUGCAUUAACGACUUGAUGCAGCUACAUGUUUGUUGGUGUUCUAGCCACAUGUAAGACAAUUAGCCCUCUGCUAAAUUAAAAAAUGACAGGAGUUUGCAACAUUUGAAUAUAGAAUUCAUGGGUUUCAUCAGGUCCCUUUCCACAGGUGUAUUAAUCAAGCACCAUGCAGUCUGCAUUGAUAAUCAAGGUCCUUGAUUUUAUACACCUGUGGAAAGGGACCUGAUGAAACCCAUGAAUAGUCAGACAUGAAGUGCAAUAUAUUUGUCCUUUUGUAUUUUCAUUUUUUUUUCUUGAAGGUAUAGACAACUUUCCCCAUUGAAGUUAAUAUGAAGACGGCAGCAAGAAAAAUAAUGUUUGUGUUCCACUCUGAGUUUUAGUUAUCAUGUCUUGGUAUCUAUCAGUGUAAAAGGUCUAAGUAUUUUUUUUUAAAAAAAAACAUCUCAGAUUCUAAGGUUUUAAAAGGCCAUCUACUUAAAUAAAUGGGUAACCUCAAUAAACAUCCAUUUAUUACAGCCUAUGUAAUGACUGACUGCAGUCUUUGAGAAACCAUACUUAAGAUACUGAAUACAUAUGAACUCCAACAUAUUACAGUACUGUACUGAAGAAAUGUGUUUGGGCGAAGGCACAAUUGUGAACCUUCAAGGGAGAAAUUAAUUGCCUUAAACCAUUCUGUAACUCUCAGUAAUUAAUGUUUCAACGUUAUAAAUGAUGAGAUUGUCCCUCUUUUCUUCUGUUAAAAGCCAACCAUAGAUCAUGUUUGAAAGUGCUUCAAGUUGUUCUAUGGUUUUCAUACUAAGUCUGUUUAUACACUGUAACAUGGUCCUUAUUUAAAUAAAUGUUUUACAUUGUAAAUAUUUUUAUCAUUUUGCUUUUUUUUUUGUACACAUUAUUCAUGUAGCCGGUCCCUUUCUAGACUGUCUCAACAGAAAAUUAAGUGAGAAUGACUUCAGUCAUCACACUGGAGUUUUCUUCAAAAUGGGCAGUUUCAAAAGUUUUUCGUCAACAUGUCCUGCUUUCUCCAAACCAUAAUGUAAUUUUGAUACCUUUAGUUGAAUAUAAUUCGAAGGCCAUUUGAAACACUUACACUAAAACCAGUUGUUGACACUGCAGUGU